This is a messenger RNA of Hyaloscypha bicolor E, 2034 nucleotides long. RefSeq names its product aldolase. Bases 1 to 2034 code for a protein of 677 amino acids. The transcript has 2 exons. Lineage: Eukaryota; Fungi; Ascomycota; Leotiomycetes; Helotiales; Hyaloscyphaceae. Gene Ontology annotation, molecular function: 3-dehydroquinate dehydratase activity. The record is from RefSeq and is a predicted model, not a curated record.
AUGGCGACCAAGCAGCUGCAAGAUGCUCCUACACCAGCAAGGCCGAAAAGCACAAAUGGGGUGAUCAAUGGGACGAAAGCUGGCACGGGUGACACGCGGAUAGUGGUCAUAAUAUAUGGGCCAGGACAAGAGAAGAUUGUCUCGGUUUUUGCAGACGUGCUUGGGAAACCAUACCGGCUGGCCCCAAGCUUCCAAGCGGUGGGAGGUGGAGACCAUGGAACAGUAAUAGGGAUAGGGGCCAGCGAUGCGAAGGCCGAUAUUGGAGCGCGGAACAAGAUGCUCAUGGUUGCGAUUAACGCACAUUGCGUGAACCUUGGAAUGCCCCCAGAUCUCGACUUGUCAGUUGCCUCGGACUACGAAUUCUUAUAUACAGAGCAACCAUUUUUCCGGAGGGAUCUUUCGCGGUUCAUUGCAUUCACACUGGGGCAGAUCAGUCACCAUGAAGCAUUAAUCACGAAACCAAGAACGUAUUUUAUUUCCACCACAUUCCCAGAUGUACGGACGGCGUUGUCGAAUUUGGAUAUUCUUUCUGUUGGAUCAGAUGCGGUGGAAAUACGGGUGGAUCUGCUGAAGGAACCAUUGCCGGAUGGGACGUUCAGUUCUGUGCCGAGUAUGAGCUAUGUUGGAGAACAAGUCAUGCUUUUAAGGCAAAGAACCGAGCUCCCCAUCAUUUUCACUACGAGAUGUACUCGCGAGAAUGGCCGAUUUCCAAUGGACAACCCGGAACUGUACUACCAAUACCUGUAUCGAGCAAUACAGUGGGGAUGUGAGUACGUCGAUGUGGAAAUAUGGUUACCAGAAGACAUUCGACGACGGCUCUAUGAGCAAAGAGGAAACAGUCGCAUCAUAUCGGCCUUCCACGAUUUCUCCGGUACCUUCAAGUGGCCAUCCCCUGAAGCCCAGUCCAUCUUCCAAGAGUCUAGGAAAUACGGCGACAUUGUCAAAAUGAUAACCAUCAUAAACUCGAUGUCGGAGAACUACGAGCUCGAGUACUUCCGUUCACAAAUCAAAGCCAACAAUCCCGAUGGGCCUCCUUUAUCAGCAGUCAACAUGGGCCAACUUGGUCAGUUUUCACGAGCAGUGAACACAGUCUUCAGUCCCAUCACUCACCCACUUCUCCCCAUCGUCGCAGCGCCUGGCCAAAUGAGCGCAGCAGAGAUCAACGGCGCCCUCAGCACCAUGGGCCAACUCCCCAAGAAAAACAUCUACGCUAUCGGCUCCUUCCGAUCCACGCCCCAAGCAACCUUCUUCGAAAAAUGCUUCAACGAGCUCGGCCUCCCCCACAACUUCGCCACCGUGGACCGUGGCGUGAAAGGCUCCGUUGAAGCCUUCUGCUUACAACCCAACUUCGGCGGCGCUUACAUCAACCCCCCUUUACCUGCAUCCCAGCCCAACAUCCCGCAGCUCAGCCUCUCCGACGCAGCCCGCACAAUUGGCGCUAUCGACACAAUCGUCGUCCGAGGUGAAGGGGCCUUCUCCUUCAUCGGCGACAACGCAACAUGGAAAGGCAUCCGCGCCACCCUGACUCGCGACUUCGCGCCCUCAGCGUACAAGGACCGCGCGGCUAUCAUCCUCUCCAGCAACGGUGAAGACGCCGCCUCUGUCAUCUUCGCACUCCGCUCCCUCAAUAUUGGGAAGAUCUACACCGUAGGCUUCAAAGCCCAAGGUCCUCUUGCUUCAGGAGUCGAGCCAUUCACUUCCAUCGAGUCCGUGCAAAGAGUCGACCAACCAUUCGCUAUCAUCUCCGCUCUUCCUCCCGAUAAGUCCCACCUAGUGCAACCUCUCUUGCGGCACUUCAGCAACGGGAAGCACACCUCCAGCUCUCACCUUCCUGGGUUAGGCAAAGUCUUCCUCGAUCUUGCGAAUGGACCAAGGAAGGGCGAUCCGCUGGCUGUGGCGGAGCAGAGCGGCUGGACGGCGUAUGGGGUCGCGGACACGAGUGCGUUCACAACGGUUGAGACGCUGAGGUUACUCGUCGGACAGAAUGUGCCGUAUAGUUUUGUGAGGUUGGCUAGUGGGAGGGGUUUGUAUUAG